Molecule: messenger RNA, 2834 nt
Organism: Phaeodactylum tricornutum CCAP 1055/1
Lineage: Eukaryota; Bacillariophyta; Bacillariophyceae; Surirellales; Neidiaceae
Product: GABAR1 G protein-coupled GABA receptor
Exons: 2
Coding region: 1-2067 (688 amino acids)
Biological process (GO): G protein-coupled receptor signaling pathway
Cellular component (GO): G protein-coupled receptor heterodimeric complex; membrane
Molecular function (GO): G protein-coupled GABA receptor activity
Source: RefSeq, a predicted model, not a curated record
AUGAAGAAUUAUGUAGCAGUAUUUGGAGUUUUCCGUUGUCUGCUUUUGUUUGCGCCUUCACCACCAUGCGUCAGCGCUGCUAAUGAGACUUUUCGAUUCGGCAUUCUGCCGAAGAGCCUAGAUAAUCCUUUCUUCGACCCCGUCCGGACAGGUUGUGAAGCUCGAGCGGAUGUCUACGGAAACGUAGUGUGCGUAUGGAUUGGGCCAGAGCAGGAAGAGCCGACGGGUGCCGCCCAAGUAGAAUGGAUUGACCGAAUGAUAGAUCAAAGGCUCGCCGGCGACCCUGAGGCGCUCGACGGACUUGCCAUUUCGGUUGUAAACGAGGAGUCCGUGAAGGAGCCAAUUCGAAGAGCGCUUGACUCGGGAAUGUCGGUUAUUUGUUUUGACAGCGAUGCGGCUAACUCGGAUCGUCAAGCAUUCGUUGGAACCGACAACGUCGCGUUUGGUGAGCAGCUCGGAAAGGUUUUGUUGCAACUUCAACCCACCGGUGGGAUGUUCGCACUGGUUUCCAUCCAAACGCCAAAUUUGGAGCUGCGAGUUCGCGGUAUACGAUCCGCACUAUCAGGCUCUACCUGGACAGAACCUCCCGACUCCAUUUUGUACGAAGAAGCGGGCAACAUAACGCUAACACUUCAGAAUAUGAGGGAUUUGAAGGUGGCAAAUCCGGACCUUGGAGCAAUCAUUCCGCUCUACGGAACUGUUAUGCAGUACGAAGACCUUUGGAUAAAAUACGUUGAUAGUCACCGAGACCUCACGCACGUUAUAGCCGACGCUGGAUCGAACCAAAUAUCCCUAUUGGAACGCGGCUUCGCUGAUGGUUUAGUAGGACAACUACCGUACCAAUCUGGGGAGGUGUGCAUCGACACCCUCUUAAAUCUACGUCGGGAAUCGGGUGGAAAACCUUCUGCGCACAGAAAAAGCUCAGACCUGGUUUUCGGGACCAAUUUGUCUUUGCUGCUGCGAAUACCAUUGAUUCUACCCACACUGACUGUCGACCAGAACUUUGUUGGAAAUUACCGCAUCCUCGGCUACGUCUUAUUCUGCAUCCUUGCUUCGCUUUCGAUUGUCGUCAUGGCAUGGGUGUUGAUGAAACGGAAGACAUACAUAGUUCGGGCUUCUCAGCCCAUUUUUCUCAUUGUGGUUGCUGUUGGUGCACUAAUUAUGAGUUCCUCGAUAAUUCCAAUUGGCUUCGACAACGAGAAUUACAGUGUUGGUGCCUGUUCGGCAGCUUGUAUCGCCACCCCUUGGUUGCUCUCUAUAGGCUUUUCCACCGUUUUCUCGGCGCUCUUUAGCAAGCUGUGGCGAAUCAAUCGGGUGGUGGAGUCAGCUCAGAGGUUCAACAAGCAAGUUGUGACGGUGCGGGACGUCAUUUUACCGUUCUGUCUUCUGAUGGUAGCCAAUUUGAUCAUACUGAUUUGCUGGACGGUUGUUGCGCCGUUGGAAUACGUACGACGAGACGAUCUCGGAACUGAUCCUUGGAACCGCGUCAUAUCAAGCUAUGGGACCUGCAUGACUAGGGAAGGCCAGCGCUCUGUACCGUUUGUGUCAGCGCUGGUUGCUGUCAACCUGGGAGCUCUCUUGUUUGCGAACAUUCAAGCUUACAAGGCCCGGAGUAUUCAGAGCGAAUUUAGUGAGUCGAAGUACAUUGCUUUAGUGGUAGCGGGAAUGAUGCAAGUGAGUCUUGUCGGCUUGCCAGUGUUGCUUCUGACAGUCGACAAUCCUCCCGUGUACUACCUACUUCGAAUUCUGUUGGUCUUUGUGAUUACUCUGGCGAUAAUCGGGCUUAUCUUUGUUCCAAAAAUGCUUCAUAAGCCGAAAGAGAACGGACGGCAGGUCGUUGUCUCGUAUGGUACCCCUUCAGCCGAUGGCGGUGCAACCAGCACCCUAUCAAGGGUGUCAAACUCAAACCGUGGCGACGAUGGUAAAAUAGACUCUAACGAAUUGCACGUCAAUUCUAUGUUAGACUUGAAAGCAUUGCCUAAAGGCAGUGUAGAGGAAUCUUCCGGGGUGGCCAGUAUAGCGGCAAUAAGGGCAGCGGCUGCCCGAGCUCAGGAGCAGCCCUCCUAGAAUCUGGUCAUACUUUUGCUGAAGAAAUUGCACGAGCGAAAAGCAUUUUUGACAAUAUGGGCACCGCUGUCUCGGAUCAGGAGAAAAACACAAGAAUCGGGCGUAUAGCUGCUAAUAGUAAAAAGCAACUUUUCUUCUGAAAUACGAGCACAAAGCCUUUACUGGUUAGUCGAUUUGAACUAUCAGCAAAACUUAAGAGGUAGAUGCUGACUGGAUAAAAUCGAAAGUAUCGUCGAGUCCGAGUUCAACUAUUGCUACUUUGGUAUGCCAUUCGUACCAAAACUUGGAAAGAAGAGUCUUACUCAAAGCUUUCUUUUGUAAGAGUUGCCUUGGUUUCUGGAACAUCAUGAUCGAAAAUAUGUCCGCUCACUUCAGAAUUCCGAUAAAGAUCUGAAGUCAAUAACCUCCCCGUUUCUAGCUCAAAACCGACUCCCAAUACGCCGGCUUUCUUUGUGUUCCAAUUGUAGCGAUGAAUAAUGCUGCAGGCCACACGUGGCUGUCUCCACCGUUUCAAUAAAAUCGCAGUCGUAAGCUCGUGUUCAUUUGGCCGAACAAUGGCCUUGAUGGCAAGACCCCGAUUUAGCUGCCAGGCUCCUCCGACGGCAACGUUUGUGCUAUGCGGCGUCUUCUCCAUCCGCACCGUCCAUCCGGCUGUGUUGCGUACCCUGGGUGCACGAUCUUCGACCGGGUUUAGUUGAUAGCGGUCGAAGGUGAACACCUGGCUAAGAGCAAUUGCGGAAUUUUGUUCCGUGUCGUUGCUACGUUCC